AUGGCCACUGAGGGGGCAGUUGGCCUACCAGAAGACAGUGAAGCCGGCUACUCACCAAACACUGGAGCUAGAGAAACCGUAAAUCCAUCCUCCUCAAGUCGGUCCGGUACUAACAGUAUAUCAUUCAAUGGCAUCCAAUUGGUUAUUGAGCCAGAAGUUGAUUCGAAAGAUCCCUCUGCUUUCCCAAAAGUUACGCACGAAAACCUAGAUACAAGUAACUCGCAAAUAGAUCCCCUUCGUCAUCACACCCCUGCCCAAUUCCUUGCUUUCCUUGCUUCCCAUUUUCCCGGUGUCUCUCGGGUCAUUGUCAAAGUUGGGGAACCCGAGCCUUCUCGUGUUCUUUGUUCCCUUAUGGAUCGGGUCGAUCUCCAGACCCCGGAGGAGUCUACAACCGGGCACAGCGAUAUGUCAAUUCCUGAGUCUUUCCGGCGUUUCCCCAACGGCCUGGUCCUCAGUCGUCUUUAA
This is a messenger RNA of Cantharellus anzutake, 465 nucleotides long. RefSeq lists its product as uncharacterized. The coding region runs from base 1 to 465 and encodes 154 amino acids. NCBI's taxonomy places the organism in Eukaryota, Fungi, Basidiomycota, Agaricomycetes, Cantharellales, Hydnaceae. The transcript has a single exon. The record is from RefSeq and is a predicted model, not a curated record.